CGUCUGACUAAGCGGCGGAAGAAAACUGCUGCGCUACCACGCGCCAAGCCAUUAGUGCGGUUUGCAGCGCGUGCGCAUGUCAUUUCACUCUCGCCGCGGAAAUUGCGAAUCACAGUUCGAUUUUCAAUUUACAUUUUUUAAAUAUUAAAGAAAAAGGCUUGGAUUUUUUUUGACUUAGUAAUAUUGACAUAGAAAUUGUGUAUGUGAGUGCGUCGAAAAGGGAAGAUGAAGUAUCAGGUCAAGGACAUGGACAGCGAGAGCGCGCGCUCUAGGAUGCCGGACAGCGGCCUAGAGGAGAAACUCGAGCGCACGGUCCGGCGGUCGACGGUGCUGAUCUGCGCACUGGGCGUCUGUCUGGUGGCGCUGGGAGUGUACACCUCGGUGCUGGUCCUCACAGACUAUAUGUCUCUGCACACAUGCGUCAGCGAGCAGUGCGUUAACACAGCAUCCCGAGUCAUAGCAGCCCUGGACAGGGAAGUGAAACCAUGCGACGACUUCUACGACUUCGCCUGUGGGGGAUGGAUGAAGAAGAACCCCAUACCCGACUGGUCCACCUCAUGGGACCAGCUGGCGCUGAUUCGGGAGCAACUCACCACGGACUUACGAGAGCUUCUGGAGUCCAAGGAUGACGAGGGACUACCAGGGAGCGUCCUCAAAGCCAAGGCUCUGUAUAGAACCUGCAUUGAUGUGGAAAAACUCGAAGUAAAAGGCAUCAAGCCGAUCCAGGACGUGCUUGAGAAACUCGGGUUGCCGCCGCGGCCGUCAGCACCGGGUGGUAACUUCAGCUGGGAAGAGGUGGCGGGACGCACGCGCCGCACGCUCGGCAUGAGUGUGCUGCUGAGCACGCAGAUCUCCGAAGACGUGAGGAACACCAGCCGCAAUAGGAUCGUGCUCGAGCAAGUGUCCCCCGGGUUCAGCGACAAAUACCUGCUCCUGCCCGAGCAGUUCGCCCACGAGAUUGAACAGUACCACAAGUAUAUACGGGCAGUUGUCGAGAUUGCGGACCCGGAAGUCGACGCGCAGCAGUUCGCUGACGAAAUCAUCAGCUUCAGCAAAAGUCUGGCUAAGAUAAUGACGCCGGUAGAGGUCCGUCGCAGCGGCACCCACCUGUUCCACGACGUGGCGGUCACACACUUCCUGCAGGGACCCACCGACGCGCCCCCGCAGUGGAAAAUGCAUGACUGGGAGAAAUACCUAUCUAUGGUGUUUGCUGACACUAAUGUGACACUGAGCCUCACUCAGGACAGACUUAUCGUGAUGGACCUGCCCUACCUGCAGAAACUAUCCGUUCUGCUCAACGCGACCGAGCCAGUUCUUGUUGAACGUUUCAUGUGGUGGAGUGUAUUCUCGACUCUCGCACCGAUGACCCUGGCGCAAUUCCGUACCCUCGGGUUCGAGUUCUCUCGCGCCGUGUACGGUCUGCAGCAGCGCACGCCGCGUUGGAAGUCCUGCACCGCCAACGUCAAUGCCAACUUCGGAGUUGCCGUCUCCUAUCUGUACGUGAAUAGGCAUUUCGACAACGCGUCUAGAGUUAAGGCGAUAGAGAUGGUGGAGGACGUUCGCUCGGCGUUCGCGGAGACUGUUCAAACCCUGGAGUGGAUGGACGGCACCACGCGUCAGAAGACCCUCACCAAGCUCGCCGCUAUACGCAACUUUGUGGGAUUCCCUGCCUGGUUGUUGGACACGGAGCGACUGGAUAAACACUAUCAACACGCAGAGGUGGUGGAGGGGGACCUAUUCGCGACGUAUCUCAAACUAACGUGGGCUGCUGUGAAGAAAUCGUUCAACUCGCUAAGGGAAAAACCUGACAGAGACAGGUGGGUGGCAACGGCCACUACAGUCAACGCGUUUUAUUCUGCCACACUCAACUCAGUCACUUUCCCAGCUGGCAUUUUACAGCCACCUUUCUACGGAAAUGGAAUCGAAGCCAUAAACUACGGAUCGAUAGGUGCUAUAAUGGGUCACGAGGUGACUCACGGAUUUGAUGACCAAGGCCGUCGCUACGAUGAAGAAGGAAACCUCAAGCAGUGGUGGUCGGCGGCGACUCUUGAGCACUACCACGAGAAGGUGCGAUGCAUCAUCGACCAGUACAGCCGGUACCAUCUGCCGCAGCUGCCCGGGUACAAGGUGCACGGUUUCAACACCCAGGGCGAGAACAUCGCUGACAACGGCGGUCUGCGCGCCGCACUCCGCGCGUACAGGCUGCACGCGCGCCGACACGGCACGCGGCGGUUGGCGCUGCCGGGCCUACAGUAUGAACCCGAUCAGCUGUUCUUCUUGGGAUUCGCGCAGAUUUGGUGCGGCAACUCAACGGUGGGUGCUCUAAAAUCCAAGAUGGUGGAAGGAGUACACAGCCCCAACAAGAUCAGAGUGAUCGGCACCUUGAGCAACUCGGAGGAAUUCGCGCGCGCGUGGUCAUGUCCUACUGGCUCGCCCAUGAAUCCCGAACGCAAGUGUGUACUGUGGUAGUGACCACCACAUCUGCAUGUGGUAAUAAUUACCACGUGGCAGUCUUCAUGUGGUUGUAACCAUCUCAGAGUCUAUAUGACCACGAGAUAGUCUACAUGGGGUUAAACCAUGUCAGAGUCUACACAUACCUUUGGUAAGACAAGGGCACAAAUUAUUUUCAGAAUGAUUAGCGUUUAUGCCCUUAUCCUACCGAGAGAACUAUGUGGUAACAAUCAUUUGAUAGUCAGUUGUAGACAAGUGUAGCAGGUAGCGACCAUCUUCUCGUGAUAUGGACAACCAGCUUGUGACCACAUAGCAAUGACCUUGUGUUUGCCACACUGAAAAGUUACCACAACUAGGUCACGUGGUAAUGCUGAAUGCUGUAGUUAUUGUUAUCGAACUGACAUAGUUACCACCUUACUAGAUCAAUGCUCAAAGUGUUAUUAGAUGUAGUAAGAGACAGAUCUAUAGUAGAAAAUUUAGAUGUAAGAAAGAGAUGGAGUUAUUUGUGAUGACAUUUUUAAUUACUCUUUACUUAGUGUGCCUUUAUUUAAUCGAAAUAACUUAUGUUUUGACAACGAUAUUUUUGUUUGGCGAUUGAUUUUUAUUGUGAUACCUAAUGUUUAAUGUAAUUUGUAUUUCAUCAGAAAUUGUAAUAUGUUUUAUAGUGCCAGUUUAAACAUUUAAAAA
Molecule: messenger RNA, 3138 nt
Organism: Aricia agestis (brown argus)
Lineage: Eukaryota; Metazoa; Arthropoda; Insecta; Lepidoptera; Lycaenidae
Product: neprilysin-4-like
Exons: 17
Coding region: 226-2469 (747 amino acids)
Biological process (GO): protein processing
Cellular component (GO): plasma membrane
Molecular function (GO): metalloendopeptidase activity
Source: RefSeq, a predicted model, not a curated record